Lathyrus sativus (Indian pea) is the source of this 963-nucleotide messenger RNA. The record is from the annotation of a GenBank genome assembly. Lineage: Eukaryota; Viridiplantae; Streptophyta; Magnoliopsida; Fabales; Fabaceae.
AUGGCAGCUUCAAAAACAUUCUUAGCAUGUGACCCUUCAGAUGAUGACUACAUUGACAUGGAAGUUAGUUCAUAUUCCAACUUCUUCAAUCAUCAUUCUGAAAAAUCUAGAGAAUUCGAGUUCCAAAUGUCCUCCAUUGUUCAAGAGAAGGAACCGUCAACUUCUCCGGCCGACGAGCUUUUCUACAAAGGAAAACUCCUCCCUCUUCACCUUCCGCCUCGGUUACAAAUGGUCGAAAAGCUUCUUCAAAACCCUCACAAAACUUUUGAAGAAGAAAAAUACAUCUUUGAAGAGUUCUACAGCACUCCAUUAGCAACUACUGCUUUCACAACACCGGUUACCGGUACACCAUUUGAAUCGUGCAAUAUCUCACCGUCUGAUUCAUGUCAAGUUAGCCGAGAACUAAACGCUGAAGAGUAUCAUAACCUCGACUACGAACCGAUGGAUACAAGUGGAUUCGUUAUCGAAAACCAGAAGAAGUCAUGGACUAAGAAACUGAAACAGUCUUCUUUAGGUUCAAAGUUGAAGGCUUCAAGAGCUUAUCUUAAGUCUUUGUUUGGAAAGUCUGGUUGUUCAUAUGAAAACUAUGUAACUUCAUCAACAAAAGUUGCUGAUGAAGGUUCCGUUUCGAAAGCGAGGGAAAAUUUAAAGAAAGAUCCAUACGGACAAAUUCAAAGACAUAGAUAUCAUCAGUCUUCGAUUUCGGUUAUGAGGGAAUUCAAAGAAAAGAGCAGUGAGGAUGGAAGUAAUCAUCACAGAAGGUCAUUUUCUGUUGGAAUCAAGCUUCUUUCUGGAAAUAAAUCGUCGUCGAGUUCGUCGUCAUUUUCAGUUUCAAAGAAAUCUUAUGGAUGUCAUCAAACUCAUCAGCUUCUGAAAAGAUGCAGCAGUACAAGUUCUGAGAUAGAGAAUUCAAUCCAAGGAGCAAUUGCAUACUGCAAAAAGUCACAGCAAAUGUUAUCUUGA